AUGGAGGCUCGAGGGGAGCUGGACCCAGCCCGGGAAUCGGCGAACGGUGACCUGCUGCUGGCGUUGCUGGCUCGGAGGGCCGACCUGCGCCGAGAGAUCCCAAUGUGUGCCGGCUGUGAUCAGCAUAUCUUGGACCGCUUCAUCCUUAAGGCUCUGGACCGACAUUGGCACAGCAAGUGUCUCAAGUGCAGUGACUGCCACAUACCUCUGGCUGAGCGCUGCUUCAGUCGCGGGGAGAGCGUCUACUGCAAAGAUGACUUCUUCAAGCGCUUCGGGACCAAGUGCGCCGCAUGCCAGCUGGGCAUCCCGCCCACGCAGGUGGUGCGCCGCGCCCAGGACUUCGUAUACCACCUGCAUUGCUUUGCCUGCGUGGUUUGCAAGCGGCAGCUGGCCACGGGGGACGAGUUCUACCUCAUGGAAGACAGCCGGCUGGUGUGCAAGGCAGACUACGAAACAGCCAAGCAGCGAGAAGCCGAGGCCACAGCCAAGCGACCGCGCACGACCAUCACCGCCAAGCAGCUGGAGACACUCAAGAGUGCCUACAACACUUCGCCCAAGCCGGCGCGCCACGUGCGGGAGCAGCUCUCCUCCGAGACCGGCCUGGACAUGCGCGUGGUGCAGGUGUGGUUCCAGAACCGCCGAGCCAAGGAAAAGCGGCUGAAGAAAGACGCGGGCCGGCAGCGCUGGGGACAGUAUUUCCGCAAUAUGAAGCGCUCCCGCGGCAGCUCCAAGUCAGACAAGGACAGCAUCCAGGAGGGACAAGACAGCGACGCCGAGGUCUCCUUCACUGAUGAGCCGUCCAUGACUGACAUGGGGCCUGCCAACGGCUUGUACAGCAGCCUCGGAGAGCCCACCCCUGCCUUGGGCCGGCCUGUAGGAGGAGGUCUCGGGAGCUUUGCACUGGAGCACGGAGCCUUGGCUGGUCCAGAACAGUACCGAGAGCUGCGCCCAGGAAGCCCCUACGGCAUCCCUCCAUCUCCUGCGGCCCCCCAGAGCCUUCCCGGCCCCCAGCCUCUCCUCUCCAGCCUGGUAUACCCAGACUCCAACUUGGGCCUUGUCCCCUCAGGGCCCCCAGGUGGACCCCCACCCAUGAGGGUGCUGGCUGGAAAUGGACCCAGCUCUGAUCUGUCCACCGAGAGCAGUGGUGGUUACCCUGACUUCCCUGCUAGCCCUGCCUCCUGGCUGGAUGAAGUAGACCACGCUCAGUUCUGACCGAGGCCCCCAGUUCCCCUGGCUCUAACUCAGGGGUCUUGGUGCUGCCUCUGGGUGGGCAGCUAGCCCCACCCCCACGUUGUCCAUUCCAAGGACCUCUGAAGGAAGGACAGGGUUCCCAAGUGGGAGAGUAGGACUGUGCCCCACUGCCAGGACCCCUGGCUCCUCCCUGGGCCUGAGGGGGCUCCCUAGCCCUUCCCUGGACACAAGGAUGGCCUGCCUGGUCGCUGUCCACAGGCCAGUGACUCUUGACCAUAUCUUGUAAGCAUUUCUCUCCCGUUGUCAACCAGUUAAUGGAGCCCUCGCUGCUGUUUCAGACAGGACGGGAGGCCCAGGCUCUGGCCCUCAAGUCCUGGCAUAAAACAACAGUAACAACUUGCUUCAUUGCUUCUGAUGGAGCUUGGUUGGGGACCAUGCUUGUGUCCUCCCCGGCCACUGACAAAACCUGGGAGCAAACCUCUCCUCCCUGCCGCCAGUCACCCCCCCCCCCCGCCCCCAGUCUCCAGAUCUUUCUGUUCUGGAAUGUGUUGAGGAAGUGGAGCUUUCUGGAGUCCCUUCUCCAAGAGUAGUCUUUAAAUGUGGGAGCAGCUCCCCCUUUUCCUAAGGCCCAGCCUCUCUCAGGAGCAGAGCAGAACUGUGUGCCAAGGACAGACACCAUUGCCAAACAGACUGCAAUCCUGUGCAGGGGACAGGGAUGAAUCUGCCAGCUCAGACUGGGAGGUCUCUCCCACUGGAGGAGGCUGGGCUGGGGGUCCUCCAAAUGGAGUCUGUCUCAGACACAAAGCUUGGCUAUGUGUUAAGUCAAAAUCAUUCCUGAAACCAGGAUCUUGGCCACCUGUUGGUUCUGUAAAUGUCCCGUGACUUUUAUUUAU
This is a messenger RNA of Onychomys torridus (southern grasshopper mouse), 2084 nucleotides long. RefSeq names its product LIM homeobox 3 (gene Lhx3). Lineage: Eukaryota; Metazoa; Chordata; Mammalia; Rodentia; Cricetidae. Gene Ontology annotation, cellular component: nucleus. Bases 1 to 1212 code for a protein of 403 amino acids. The record is from RefSeq and is a predicted model, not a curated record. The transcript has 6 exons. Gene Ontology annotation, biological process: regulation of transcription by RNA polymerase II; neuron differentiation. Gene Ontology annotation, molecular function: DNA-binding transcription factor activity, RNA polymerase II-specific; RNA polymerase II transcription regulatory region sequence-specific DNA binding.